Molecule: messenger RNA, 849 nt
Organism: Merops nubicus (carmine bee-eater)
Lineage: Eukaryota; Metazoa; Chordata; Aves; Coraciiformes; Meropidae
Gene: RSC1A1
Product: regulatory solute carrier protein, family 1, member 1
Exons: 5
Coding region: 1-849 (282 amino acids)
Molecular function (GO): protein binding
Source: RefSeq, a predicted model, not a curated record
AUGGUGCUGGGGAGUGCUGCACAGAAGAAUAGUGACAAAGAAACUACCUCACUGGAAAAGCCCUCAUUACCAGCUUCUGAUGGGUUUCAAAAUCCAGUCCAGUCUUCAGGACUAAAUUCCAAGAUCUGUAAUCCCACAAAUCAAUUACUUGAUCGUUCUGUCUCUGCCCCUGCUUCAAUUUGCUCAUCCGAAUCUAGCCUCGCAGAGCCCACUGAUCCUAGAGCUGUCAACUGUGUGCAGACAGAAGCCUUCAUGGAAGUAGAUGUGGUUGAGCAGUCUGUAGCUGAAGCACACAGCUUGGAGAGGGAGCAGAAGUGGCAGGCUGGGAACAGAAGUGUAGUUGACCCAAACUCAGACACCUUUUCCAUGGAGGUGGAGUCACUCAAGUCUGCAGCCUCCCUGAGCGAUUCGCUUUCCACCGGUGAUGUCCUGCGUGUCCAUCAGCUGGACACGGAUCCAGGAAGACCUUCAGAAGAGCCCUGUUCCUCUCUAGCAUCAGCCCUGAAAGAGCUUCACAAACUCUUGAUUAUCAGUCGGAAAGGAGAAUGUGCAGCUCAAGAUGCUCGGCGCCUGUUGACGGGAGCACCCCAGAGAAGCAGCAGUUCUGCUCCUGGGGGUCCGUGGCCGUUGGGUGGGCACGAGGAACCUCUGCUGAGCCCACCAGCUGGUUAUCCUGGACUUCCCUUGGGUGCUCCUCCACCACCUGCCUUCCCUGCAGCUGAUGUUGAUCGGAUCCUCAGCGCUGGCUUCAGCACGCGGGAGGCGCUGGAGGCCUUGGAGCGGGCGGAUGGCAACGCAGAUCUUGCUCUUCUCAUUUUGCUGGCCAAGAGUAUCGUCGUUCCUACGUAG